This is a messenger RNA of Linum tenue, 714 nucleotides long. The record is from the annotation of a GenBank genome assembly. NCBI's taxonomy places the organism in Eukaryota, Viridiplantae, Streptophyta, Magnoliopsida, Malpighiales, Linaceae.
ACAAAUUACCUGAAAGAAACCCCAGUUCUCACAAGCAUCGUGCAGAAUCUCCAUGGCCUUGCUCCUGUUUUCACCUUCAAGAUCACUGAAAUCAAUGGCGGGGAGCUCCAUAGCUUGCUCAGGCAUUGUCCUCCUAUUCUGCAACUGUGAAGAAGUCUGAAAUCUGUGGGCAUCUCGAAUUCCAUUGUGGGAUCAAUGAAGGUAUUGUCUUUGGGAAAACUGUGGGAUGGAAAUGGGACUGAUUUAGAUUUGGAUCUCAGGGUUUCCUGCCAGUUGGAUUUCUUUUUUUCCUGCAUAUGUAAUGCAAAAGUAUUGUAGGUUAUGGUACUGUUGCUCUGUAGCUUGGUUUUCAGCUGAAAGGGAUGGAGAAGAAGGAUGGCUGCUGCAGGGAUUCCUGAAGGAAGAACAUCGGCGGAUCCAGAACAAGUUAGAGUUAUGGGCCGCAUUUAACAAGCGGUGGAGAGGGUUAGACCAUAACCCUAUAAACAUUGAAAUAUAUACCCAAAAUCAAAAAUUUACAAGUACUAUACGAGUUUUGCAUCCGGAGAGGGUUGGGUCGUGGCCCAGGGCGGCCCCUAGAUCCGCCGCUGGAUAGAUGAAUGAAUUUUGUAACUGUAUUUUUUUAGUGUUCAAUGUAAAGCUUUCUAAACGCAUUGUUAAUUAUUUGCAAAUGAUAAUAAUAUUAUGUAUGCACCAGAAACACCGAGAUGCAUG